ACGGUGAGCAUACUUCGUGCGUACUCAUCUUUAGAGGAAAAGGCAGAGCGAGAAGAUAACUUGCAGACAUAAUAGUUGAUAAUAAUAACAGAAAAAUAUCACUUUAAUAUUUGACAGUGUAAAUAUUGGAUUUUUACAGACGAGUAUACAUACAAACAGAAAACAUGGGGCACGACAAACUAUCUAUCGUGAGCUUUAAUUCGUCUCGAAAAGGACUGAGCUCCUUGCCAAACGCUCACAGGAGCCCAUACUUAGAGAGAAUUCUCGAGGCUUCUGCGCCGGAAAUUUGCCUAUUACCCGGUGAUGACAAAGCCGUAUCUAUGAACGCGGUGAUGGGUUAUGGACAAUACAAGGUACCAUCUGCCGAUGGGACAGUUCUGCUGUUUGACAACAACAGGGUUAGGAUGAGAAGUCCCAACGUCAGUUUGAACACAUUUGGUCCAUUGCCUGGACUUGACAUGGACAACAUGGUUUGUCCUGGCGUGGAAAUUCUGUCAUUGACACCUUCCGUGAACAAGUCGGUAGUCAAGGAAUUUUCCAUGGUGACAUGGAAGUAUACUAUGUCCACCGAAACCAAGGUUAAAAUCGAGACUCUUGCCGAGAGCUUGAUAUUGUUCUCACAGCGUCUGGCAUUGUCGACAGGAAAGCCAGUUUUAGUUGGAGGGGAACUGUCCAUUGACCAUGGAUCCCUUAAAGAAAUCGUAGGAAGGCUAUCGAAGGAUGGUCAAGAAAAAUUUCUGACAGGAGUCCAGCCAGAGAUGGAAAAGCAUGGCUAUCUGCCAUCGAUGACAAAGGGAUCGCUAAGAGAUGUGCGUCACCUGUUCAUGAUGAACGUAUUUAAAUGUGGCAGUGGCACGAACGGCUUUGUUCAGAAGCGGAAUGAAGAACUUGUUUCAGAUUGCUUCAUUGCAUCAAAAACGCUGGAGCUUACAGAAGCGAAGCUCGUCGAUGUCGAGCAGGUAACUGGAAGACAAAUAACAAUGGAAAUGCUUCGCAAGCACUGUCCCACGGAGACAAGCGUGCACAUUCCGCAGCGACCACCAAAGCACCAUGGUGGCUAAGUGUGAUGCAUCUAAAACAUUUGGACGAAACGUUGGUCUGGACUGAAUGAAAUAUGAUACUCUUUUUAUGUAAAGAAUGGCAGACCAAAUGUGACUUUGACAGUGUUUGAGAUUGUUAAAUAAAUAACAAUGCUGACGGUAGUUUUGUCAUUGGAUGUUUCUUCCGAAAGGUAGUGAAAUGAAGAGUUCAUUAAAUCAUAAUGAUGAGAGUAUGAAAUGGAACGGUAAGCGAGCCCUCAUCUUAGAAAACUGCAAAAAUGCUGAAUAAUAGCAACAAACAUCUGUAAAUGAAUGAAUGCUGACAUCAUUGACAUCGGAUGAGCUUUUGUUAUCGUUUCAUGACAACAUUCAUACAAAACCAACGAAUAUAGCAUAUACAAGACGGAUCAUCAACGGUUUGCGAAUGUCUUCUACUGUGAAAUGUUUUAAAGUUGUUUUAUAUUUAAUGAGUUCUAUAUGUAGAUACAAACAAUUGAAAUGGUUAACUUUUUCGAUUAUUUAAAAUACUAAUUUACUUUUUGAGUGCAAUGUUUACAUUUCUUGCUUGAGUUUGUUAACUGGAAAACCAGACUAGACUAUACGUAUAAAUAGAUGUUUUCUAAAAAUAAAAGAAACGAAACGAUUGAUAAAGCUGUUUCAAGCGCACAUAACUACUUUUUGUAAGAAUGUUUUGAAUACUUCUUUAUGAAAAUAUGUAUGAAAAAGAUAUACAAAUUUCAUAUUUAUAAGUCAAACAAUGUACUUAAAGUCUACAAUAUAAAUGUUAUAUCAUAAAAAAAUCAGUUUAAAGUGCGGGUAUUUAUAAUGACUUUGCUGUUGUUCAAAACAAAGUUAGUCUAUGACUUGCCAUGUUUGUUUAAAAUUUCCAAUAAAAUUUUAUGACACAGUC
Messenger RNA from Mya arenaria, 1950 nucleotides. RefSeq lists its product as uncharacterized. The coding region runs from base 165 to 1061 and encodes 298 amino acids. Lineage: Eukaryota; Metazoa; Mollusca; Bivalvia; Myida; Myidae. The record is from RefSeq and is a predicted model, not a curated record. The transcript has 2 exons.